This is a messenger RNA of Spirodela intermedia, 13007 nucleotides long. Lineage: Eukaryota; Viridiplantae; Streptophyta; Magnoliopsida; Alismatales; Araceae. The record is from the annotation of a GenBank genome assembly.
AUGGUUGAGCCCAAUGGCCGGGAGGAGGCGGCGCCGGCGGCGAUCGUCGCUGUAACAGUUGCAGACGCAGAGGAACAGAUCUCUCCUCUUCUGCCGGAUGUCCAGGGAGGGCGCAAGAUGAGCAUAUUCUCCGUCUCCGACCCUAACACCAGGAGGCGGCUUCCCAAGGUAGUGUUUUACGACUUGGGCUGCGUCCAGUGGUAUGUCUCUCCAUGGGGUCCCUUACUGUAAAAUUUUCUACGACAUUCAGGCAAUUUGCAAUCAUUUCCCAUGAUUUACCUGUGGAUCUCUCGCAUUUCCCAGAUGGAAGUUUUUUUUCCUGUUUCUGUUUCUCUUCUCCAUAGUGGGAAAUUUUCUUUUUCUGAGAAUGGAUAGCACCCCAUAUCCAGUUUAAAAUAAAAAGGGAAAUGAGAGUAUACGCCUAGUGUGCUCUCAAAAGUAAUCCAUUAAGCAGAUCCAUAAUUUCAGAUAUUGGAUCACUCACAUGAAUUAUCCCAAUGUAAAUAUUUUUAAGAAAAUAUAUCCAUACGAAGGUUCUCUUUUAUUUUCAGGCGGCCUGAAGUUAUCUUGGUGCUUUUGUUGAAAAUUUUAAAUUAGAUCCCUGAUUUUUAGAGGUUUUGAGAAUUAUGAUGACUAGAGGGAAGGCUUUCUUUCUUUCUUUCGUCUAAAAGCUUCAUUGUUGAACCAUCCCAGUGAAACUAUUUGUAAGCAAAUAUCCAUAUUACUGUUUGGUUUUUAUUUUGGGCAAUAUAAGGGGAUCUUGGUACUGUUGUAGAAUAUUUUUCUAAAAUUGGUCCCAGAUUAGUCAAGCUGUUGAAAUCACUCACAUAACUAUCAGUUCGAAAAAAAAAUUAUAACCCCUUUUUUUGGGCUUAUGUCACUACAGCCUUUUUUUCUUUUCUCCUUUUGAGAAUCCACAAUGACCUUGGCGUAAUUAUAACGCCUCCACAUGAUGAAAACAGGGUCCAAAAAUAAAAUUUUCAUUACAAUAGGUCCCUAAUUUUCAAGGUUGUUGAGAUCACUCUCAUGCUCUCAUGAUUAUUGUCUUGAGGGGAAUAUGUUUUAGUUGUUUGUAUGGAGAUAUAUGUAAGGCUUGUUUUUUGCCCUUGGCCGUGUUAUAAAAUCUUCACAUGAUGAAAAAGGUCCAACAUGAUGGGAACACAAUUCUUGUAACAAUUCUUGUUACAACUUACAUGAUUGUUCCUGUAAGUUGAGGAACAGCUUACAGGAACACAAGGUGUACAGCAGAUCUAGUUGAUAUUCUUAUAAACCACGUGAGAGUACAGUCUUUUAAUUGAUAAAAAAGUUGACCAUUUAAUAGGUUUCCAUAACAUCGAGAUCCAAGGAAGAUGGAAUGAUGGUGUUUCGAAACAGGAGAAACUGAAGAAGACAGUUACAGCACAUGAGAUGCCAGAGAAGCCCCAAUUGGAACAGCUAGUUGAAUCUCUCGCAUUAUAGACCCUUAUAACUGAGACGAUUACUUGUCACUUCCUAGAAAUAGAUGCUAUUAUUUUUCAGUUAAAAUUGUCGUUUCACGAAUUGAAUGAUAAAAUGCGAGCCUCAUAAAAACUACAGAUCUAGUGGUGGUUUUCCCUUUGCGGAAAAGUUGUUUAGUCUAUUAACUUAAUGCUUGCAGGAAUCCAUCUUAGGAGACAACGAAACGGAGGUCACAUUUUUUCUUCAGUUGAUUUUUUGGAUGUGGAGCGGUUCUAGGUAUUCUGGUUUACUAUGUAUUGCCUCUUCCUCUGCCAUCUACUGCAUCAUGGAAGUCUUUACUGACACCUUUUCAGGUCCAACGCCCACUCUCCUUAAGCUUCUCUAGUUCUAGGUGGAUAUUUAUCAUUGAAGUUUUGGAUAUUUAAUCUAUAUCCUUCAUUUCAUAUUGUACUUAUUUUUUUCAUAUAGUACAUUUGGUCAUGACCGAUUCUUUUAUUCUCUUGUUGCCAAUCGAACAACUCGCAUGUUGGGUUUCAUGGACCCAGUCGUCUGCUGGGGUCAGUUUGCUUUGCAGCAGUUAGACUAAGAGGACAAUAUAGAGCCAUUUUUUUGCAUUGGAUUAAUCUUGAUGACUGUAUCUGUUUAAUAUCUAACUUAAAACUAAUUAACUUUUGGGUAGAGAGAGGACCUUUGGUACUUUCAUCUUCACCUAGAAGCUAUGGAACUAAAACUAAUUACUAUCAAUAAAUAUUAUCUUCAUAUAUCAUAUUUAAUUUUUUCACAGUGGCUCUUGUUAGAGAUAAAAUGUUAUAGACUUUCAUCUCCGUAAGUCAAGAAUAUAUAUAACCUUCUCACAUAAAUGACGCUAUUGCAGGUACCAGAAGCACCGUUGGGUGUAGAGUAUACAGAAAAAUCUCGCUUGUUGUGAUCAUAUUUAUAUUUAGAUAAAAUUGGAUGACCAUGGUAUCCUUACCCUAGACAGACGGGUUUGUACGAAUCUAAUAAUCACUUAUCUUUCUUUUAUAUGUUGGAGAAACCAAGCAGUUAUAAGGGUAAUUUAAUCAUUCCAUCUUCAAGGAAAAGGCAAAAAGUGUUUUCAGUGUGACUAAGGAGAAAUCAACCUUUCCCUGGGGAAUGCCAUCUACAUACGACUUUUUAAAACUAGAAAGGAGAUAUGUAGAAACACAUGUAAUUUGUCAGAUGCUCCUGCAGAACAGUUUUCUGCAACUUUUCAAAUGUAAUAAUAUGCCUUUGUCGGUGUAUGCAUUAUUAGUGCUUGUACGCAGUGGAGUUUCUUCAUCAAACAGAAAGUGAACGAUAGGGUCGAGAAUCCUUUCCUAUUUAUAUCUAAAUGGGAAAAGUCUCUACUUUAAUUAUCAUGCUGUUUCAGUCCUUUUCCAUUAUUUUUUUUUCUCAUGAGAAUAUUCGACAUGGACCUAAAACGCAAUUUAAAUUCAGUUUGAUUAUUUGUAUAUUUCUAUUGAAUGUUAUGGAUGUUGCCUGGAAUAAAUCUCCCGUUUAUUUCUUUCUACCAGGAAGAUCUAUUCCCUUGCUUGAAGUAGUUUUUGUAAGAUGUACAAUUCUCUCAAUUUUAUCACUUUUAUGGGUUAAGAGCGCCGGAAAAACGGUAUUUGAGACAAGAAAGACAAGAAAUCUUCUUCUCUUAAGAGCUCUCACAGGAUGCCUUUCACUUAUAUGUUUCAUUUAUAGGUAAGUGAUGGAUCUUGUUAGAAUAUGGUUGUGAUUUAUGAAGUAACAAGAAAUGUCGACUCCAUUGCCAUUUUGUUGUACUGAUUUUCAGUUAUGUUGAUUAUUUACCUUGGACUCUAAUGAUUGAGGAACCUCCAAUUCUUCAAUGACAUAUAUCUAGUUGAGACCUUAGGUUAUAUCCAUGAUAGUAUUCCCAGCCAUUCUGAUAUUAUUUGUUAUCUUUAUGCAAGCUGCAACCUACUUUGUUACUAGAUCAGUGCAAACUGUUUUUUCAUUUUGGUAUGCAGUGCAUUACUUGGAUUUUACUACAGGAUCCGUGAUAACACACUUAAUCAAACAAUUUCACAUUGUAGUUUUUCUUAUUAUGCACUGGGGAAGCUUUCAAUCACAGUAAUUCAAGUGAAAGGGUUCUUCAGAGAUUAAAAGUAUAUAUCCUUUGACUUUUUGUCUAUCUUCUCUUGACUAAAAUUCGUGGUGUAUCCCGACAUUUCAUUGAAAAGUAAAAUUGAUGAUACUUACCGUUUUUAACAAGAUAUUGACCAAAAACUUAAAUAUCCAAAACUUUUCUCCAGUAAAAUCAAAUUCCUCCUUUGUUUGCAAGAUCCCAAAUUCUAUGAAUCUAGACUCCUGGAAGAAGCCUGAAUGAGGACACGAAUCAUAUCUUUGCUAAACUGCAUGCAUUUCUCUCUGAAGAUCAGUAAGAAACUGGAAUUAAUACUCUUGCAUUUAGGCCAAUUUUAACUUCGCCUAACUGCUAGAUUAUUGACCUUUCCUUUCACCAUAGCUGAUAUUAUGUCCAUGUUUUUCACUUUGAAAGCGGGAAGUAAUGCACGUGGUUCGUAUAUUUCCACAGGCUGAUGUGAUAUCCAUACUUUCCUUGAGACAGAAAUAUCUUGUCACUACAGAAAAUCCAUUAGAACAUUAAGACAUAUCUGGCCGAAAAGUGCCUGCAAAUGGAUGGCAGUCCGUCCAUUCCUUCGUUUAUGAUGUGUAAAACGAAUGACACAUCAUGUGCAGAUGUUGAAUAUGCUCUUUGAACAAAUAGGGCACAUGUAUACAUCAAUGUCCACAAUUCUAUGGAUAUAAUUUCUGCUUGGUAUUUCUCUGACAGAUUUUUAUUUUCUUCUGUGCUUUGAUAUUUCUUGUUUAAAUGUAUGUCCUUUCUCAUUUUCAUGAUUUUGUGGUUAACCAGUUACUCUGUAGACUCUUUACAGCCAAACCUUCAUGCCAAUGUAUUCUUGCAUGAUCUAAUCCAAUCUUAUUGCCCUUUCCAGUAUGCAAAAUCUCCCUUUAUCCUAUGCUGUGGUAGUGAACUUCUCGACUCCUCUUAUGGCUUCCAUUGCAGCGAGGAUAAUUUUACAAGAGAAGUUAGGUGUUAUUGAUAUUGGAGGUAUGAUUUUUGUUAUCAACAUAUGUUGCGUUUACUCAGAAAUAAAUGCUGUCUAGUUCGAGGGGAAUUGAGAGAAAAGUGGAAGUUCAGACUCAUUGGCUCAUGAGAAAGAGAGCCAAAGUUAGAAUUUUAAUAAAACACUAAAUUAAUAAGGCUUUCUCUAAUUAGGGUCAUUGUACCUAUAGCUCUUUUUCAUCUUUUGCAAGAGUUCUGCACAUCAUUUUGACUUGAAUGUGUUGACGUGGAGUACAGCAUAAUAUAUUUAUUUUCAUCUCUUUGAUCAAGGAUUAGAAGAAGAGUGGAGACAGAGGAAAGUGACUUAUUCUGGUUUGACUUCCUGUAAAAAAAACGUGUUAGUCAUAGCGUUAGUUAAUAAUGUUCAGAUUCUAAAAGAUAUGAAAAAAAUGAAAUUUCCAACUAUUAGCUCUUAUUUGAAUCUGGCUUGUAAAAGAGGGGGAUCAUGAGGGGAGAAGAAAGGUAGACUACAAGAAGAUGAAUGGGGAGAUGAUAAUUAAUUUAUUUUACUUUUUUUGAAGAUUUUAUUUGAGGAAACACUCAGAAAGUUCAUUCAAUGAUCCACUCCAUCGAUUCCCAUUGUAAAAUGUAAAAUCCUGAGGAAAGCAGAGAGUUUGUUGAUAGCCUCUGGUCCUCGAACAUUGAGGAGGGAAUAGAUGGUGCAAAUGAGAGUUGCUACAGCACAAGACCUGAUUGAUGCUCACCAGUAGAAGGGAUACUUCUUUUUGUCAUGGUUAAUUGAUAUUCCAUAAGGUUGGCGACAGGUAGAGAAGCUCUUAGUUGGAAAUCUUUUGGGAAAGGGGAAAUCAUUUGUUUCAUUUUUUAAAAAAUUUAGUAGAUUGCAUGGAAUAUUGUAUGAUAAAUUCUAAUAUCUGUUCCCUGUGUCAACUCAAAAGACAUUAGAGCAAUGGUUUACUUCAUCAUGCUGUGGGAGCGGUAAGUGUGUAAAUUUUGGUUCAGCGUAGAGGUUGAGAGACGAAUAAUGCGUAUGUAGACUGAGGAAUAUGAUGUGAUAAAUUAUUUAGAAGAGUAUGGAAUAUUAACAAGUGAAAUCAUAUGCGGUUUUUAUGAACUAGGCCAAUUAACUUCUCUUCAGAAACUAAGAAGAAUCCCAUGUGCUGAAAAUCUGUCCAUUAGGGUAUUUUGUCAGAGAUUGAAGAUGGCAUUGUUGGGUAUAAGGGACACUAUGCUUGUUUAUUGAUAUUUUAACCAACUUUUGCCAACUAUGUAUUACGUUGUUUCCUAGAAACUCAUAUGAGUCCUCAUGUAAAUUUUACUUAAAAAUAAUGGAUUCGCCUUAAGAUAUCAUGCAUAUUUAGGAUUGAGUAUGACUCUUCAGAUGUCCUCUAACUAGCUACUCAACAGCUCCUGAUGCAUAUCUAGGAUCGAAUUCUUGAAAAACGGAUCCAGUUGAUCAUAUCAGACCGAACAGGCAAGCCAUAAUUCAAAUAAAAGUUUUUUCUUGAACUAUUGCUUCUGGAACUAGGAAAUUAUGUCCUCAAUUAGAGGCUUCAUUCAGGUAGCUUUCCAUUUAGGCUCUAGAACUUAAAGCCUCCAUCAGUGACGAAGCCUCUGUGCCUCUGUGCCUAAUGUUCCAACAAUUGUUUCGCGUUUGUGGUUAUCUAUUGAGACUUGUUUGAUCUCAUGGAAAAUCAUGCAGGAGUUAUAUGAACACUAUUCGUAAUUUGAUUAGAAUCAGCAUUUGAUAUCUAUUAUUUUCUUCUUUUCAGGACUCUUAUGUGGUUUCAUGGGUCUACUUAUUACGUUUCAGGAAAAACGUUUUAUGCUAGGUAUGUUACCGUAUCCAUUCUGUUCAUAAAAUCCUAGGAAUUUGUAUCAGAAAAAGCUGUCAAAUUUAAGCUUCAUAAUAAUUGGAAAAUUUAUUUUAAUGUGCCAAAUGUUUUUGUUGAUGCGUAUGUUAUUUGGCAUCUGUAGUCAUUGGUUCUGGAUGACUAUAUGAUAUCAAAUGAUUCAUUACGUUAUGUGAAAGUCAAUUAGCAAAUAUUGAGAUGAAAAUAACGGAUUUUGGCUUUGACUGCAUUUGGUAGAGAAACAGAUGAUGGAAGCCAAGGUUGGGUAUUCCUGCAAUUCACAUCAUUAAAACAGCCAUUAGAAAUGUUAGGGAAAUACUGCCAAACUUAAGUAAACCUUCUACUAAUAUCAUAUUGUAAUUAUUAUACUUUGUUAAAUUUUAGAUUGAUACUAUUUGAUGGAAGCAGGCUUGGCUGCUUGAACAAAUCGGAUCAAGCAUUGACAUCACUAGACUGCGUCCAGCUUUAGCUAAUUGGAUCGAAACAAGCAAUCUCAAAAGUCACAUUUGCCACACUGCUGUUUUACGUUAUACGAUGUUUGAUCAAAUAGUCCUUUGAAACAAUAGUCUGUUCUAUUUUCCAUGCCUUGGAAAACUAUCAAGGGCUAUGUUAAUAUCUUCAAGUGUCAUCCUUUUGUCCCCCAUCAAAUACAGCUUUUUAUCUUCUGAAUGGAUCUUGAUCAAAGGUUAACUACGGACUUUUCUUUCGGUGCUCUUUAGAUAAAGUUGGAAUAACGUAAUACAAAUAUAACUAAUAUCGCAGUAACCGAAAUCACUUAGAAACGCUCCACUUUGUUACUCUAUUAUGUUAUCCAUUGAGAAUCUGAAAGUUCCUCACGUUACAUAUGUUAGUGGAUGAAGGAAUCUCCCUCUAGCUGCCUCCAAAAGAGAUUAAAUAUUUGGCUGUGGGAGCCCUAAUAAUCCUAAUCCCUUAUUCGUCCAAGAUCAUUUAACCUCAACUCUAUGUUAAACCUAAAGGGCACAUGCUCAUCGUAUGAUCACUGAAAGAGUAGACAAGAUAAUGAGCCCAAGUUUAUCUUAUUAGACCCACUAGCUCUACGAUUCCCCACUCAAAUCUUGGGACAUCAAGUUUGUGAACAAAACAUUAUCAUAGAAACAAACGAGUUGCCAAAAUAGAUGUAGCUAUCAUAUAAACAAACCAACAAAUUUCAUGCCAUAUGGGAUCAUUAGUUAUUUUGGGAUCAUGUAAGUGUUCAUGUCUGCAGAGAAGUCUUGGUGAAGACAUGGGGUUCUAUGCAUUUUGAAAUGGUAAAUGAGUGCACCUGCAAAAGAUUCAUUAUGCAUUAUUAAAUGAUUAUCUUCCCAGAUGUCUACAGGCCAUUUGUGAGGAUGAAAUGCUACCAACUUUAUAGUUUCAAUGAAAUGUGUCUUGUAGGAGAAAAUAGUCUAGGAUCCUAUUGUAGGUUCAAAUAAUUACAAAUAUAGAAGGAUUCUGUCUCACUAGACACUAAUGUUGGUUACCUCAGGGAUGGACACCCGAAAUUAUGACUGAAAUGGAAGGUGCAUAUGAAUAGCCUAAAAACAUUCCCUAAUUCCCUACACUUGGAAUGGGUUAAACCGCUCUACUUAUGAUCUUCAUUGUUGUCGCCUAAAAGUUUGGAAACCUUAAAGACAGGCAUCAGUCCAUGUAGAUUAGUAAGGCUUGCAUCAGAAUGGCUUGUAAUUUUCAGAAUCAUUAUGGUUUGUGAAAAAUCUCUCACAUAUCGUACUCAACCUCAGACUGAGACUUGUCUUCUACAGAUAUGUGAGUAAUUACUAUUGUAUCAGGCUCAAGCUUAGACUUAGACACCACGAUAAGAUUCAACUUGGCAUAGACAUGCUAGAUGACCCUCAUGAUGACACCAGCAGUAAGUGAUCUGUCCUUGAAUCAUCUGAAGUAACUCCCCUUUGUAUUUGACACGGGUGAUGAUUGAGUGAUGCUAGUAGAUCUCGAAACAGAAUAACUAGAGUCAUUAAACCUUGAUUACCAUUCCUAACUAGGCUAGAGAUCUCUUCAGGUUGAGAAUUAAUCUUUCUAGUGAUAACUGGUUUCGGGUUAUAUUGAUACCACUAAUGGGAAGGUCUGAUAAAGGUGGUAUUCAAAGAAUUAUCCAACUGGGGAGCCAGACAAGGAAAAUCUGGGAGUCAAAGCUCAUUUAAAACAUGAGUGGGCAUCUAAUAGGACCAUAGAUUGUCUGCCUUUUAUGACUCACCUAAGGACUUGGAAACGUAAUGACAAGAUGUUCAAUCCUUGUCAUGAGUGGGCAUCUCAUGAUCAUUGCCGAUCAAGGAGAAAUACCCUCAUAAAGUCGGACAUCCCUUUUGGAGAAUAUAGUUUCCGUCCAUUGGUCAGAGUGACUAAUCUGGACGUUCAGGAUAAACUAGACAAGAACAAGUAAUGGAGUAAUCACCAAUGCAUAUAAAGAAUGGAUGCGCUCCUCUUAAUGAUUUAUCAUCUGACUGGAUAAUGCCAUUAUUUCCACGUGCAUGUUGGUAUUCUUCAGAGCAUGCUGCUGUUCCACGUAAAAUUGGUCUCAAGCUUAUAAUUGGGAAUUUCUGAGCAAUGAUGUAGAUGCAGCAAUCUAAUUUAUUUGAGUUUGACAUUGGUUUUUCUGGUUAACAUUAUAGUUCUCAGUUCGUUUAUUCGUCAUAUCUGAUUUUGUACAUAAAUCUUAUAAUCAUUUCCAAAUAAAGAUAGAGGUGUUGCGUGAUUUUCCUCACUGAUAAUGUUAUUGCCCAGGGGAAUUAAGUGAGAACGCUGGUUUAACCACGAGUGGAGGAGGCCAUCAUAUAUAUCCAGUAUUGGGUGGUAUGCUUUCAUCAGCUGCUGCUGGAAUCUCCUACUGCCUCAUAAGAGCUGCAACCAAAUCAUCUGAUCAGCCUGUGUAGGAUAUCUUUAUUUCCAUGGUUUCAUCGAGUACCUGUGCCUAUUGCGAUUCCAAUUUAAGUUGGCUUUUCUCUUACCAUCAAUUAGCCAAACGAUGGGAUUUUUCUGUUAGAAAAUGUAAUUCUAUUUUGACCAGUCUAUGUGACGCAGCGGAAAUUUGAAGAAUUGAUAACUUGAUCACGUUUCAGCUUUGGCUGUGUAUUUUGAAAGUAAAAUCACGACCUUAAAUCUAAAAGGAACGUGUCUUAGUUGAAAACUCCUUGCUCUGAAUCUACAAAACGAAGAGAUUUCGUCCCUUGAGUCCACAAGGGGUUGAUCUUGAGUCCACAAGAUCGAAAAUGGCUCGCUGAGUCCACAGAGAUAUUGGAAUCCACUAGUAGAAAAGGAGAACCUCCAAAAGGGAAUUUGAAACUUGGUUCAUAAAAACGUGUCUCCUUGGGGCUACAAGGGGGGCCAUAUUUAGAGGCCGAAAUUAGUUAUAACUAACCUAUAAAGGGGGAAAUCUGGUAUCAUCUUAGAAAAUAGAGAGAAGAGAACAUAUUAAACCUUCCUAUGAAAAAGGAGGAUUCUGUUAGAAGGCCCCCAAGAAAUAGGAAUACUCUAAAUAGAAUAGGGAGAUUAUUUUAUAUGAAUAAAAUGUACGAAUUGUAAGAUUUAGGCUCAGUAAACAUAUGGCCAAAUCUCUUAGUGGGCCAUUAGAAGUUGAAUUUGGGCAAAAGAUAGUCUUCACAACUCUUGAAUCUCUGAUUCACUUGAGUUGGUCUAAAACAUCAUUGCACUUGAUUUUAUUCUUUUUUAACCUUCUCAAUGCAGAUCUUAUUAGUUUCUCCACCUGGGUCAAAAAUCUUCCAUUCCUCAUUUGAUAGUAGUUUCUGGGCUACAUCACUAUGUCUAGAGCCUAUUUAUUUCGAGUUCUAUUUUUAGAAUUUUUAGAUGUAAAAAAUCAAGGUAUUUAUUAUGUCUUCCUUAUAGAAAAUUUUGAUGUAUUUUAUUUUGAUGUUAUGGGAAACCUAAGGACAAGGAUGAAUUCAUGCUGUAAAUUUUAAAAUAUGUGUUCAUUUAUUCCAACAUAUCGAAUAGGAUGUUUUCUCAUCUACUAUAAAUGUAGCUUGGAUACAACCACCCAUAUCCGAGGUUAUACCAUGGCAAUUGUAAGGCUGAAGUAAUUAUAAUAGUGUAAACUCAACGCCUCAAUCUUUCACAUUGAAAGAUGUCUGGUGUAUCAUUUGAGUCUACAAUCCUCUGCUGCCCUCCUUCAUUUAUCUGCAAUUUUUUCCCACUCAGCCUACUAUUAUAUUGUUGGGGUGCGUGCGUGAAAAUGAAGGCAACUCUCAAUUGAACUGUGCCGCGUCCCAUAAAUAGUAACAUUAGCUGUCUUCUCAUUCUACUCGUCAAUCACUGGCCGUUUUGGUAUCUUAUCAUAUAAAAUGUCUGAUUGGAACUUUAAUUGACUCAUAUUUUUCCUUAACCUGCACUCCUCCAUGACAUACGGCUUUUUGCUCCCCAUUUUAAUUGAGCUGGAGUAGGAAAUCUGCCUCCCUCUUCCUUUACCCUGAACAGGAGGCUUCCCCUUGUAUCUCUUUUUUCCUUUGAGGAUUAAACAAGUUCACUGCUACAGACCUAAAGAUAUUAAAAAUCAGAAAGUAAGAUCCCUUACAGGCUUGCAUUCUCAAUCUAACCAAAUGCAAAACAAGUGGAAGAAGGGGAUUAAUCCGAAAUGUUCUUCCUAUUCCUGAAUCUUCAUCGUGGUAGAUGGAUACCUUCACUGGUAGACUUGAUGGAGGGCCCUUUCAUUUUUCCAUUAUGAUGUCAAAUCUGUCAACCAUAGGGCUCUGGAAAAUUUUCAUCAGGGAAAAUAUCAUAUGCCUCUUCCUCUUCCAAAUCAUGGUUUCUUGGAUAGGACAAUUCUAAGUCUAAAUAGCUCUUCCUUUUUUUUUUUUUUCCCUUCAUAUUAUAUGUUGCUUCUUCCUUCUCUUUAUUUUUGGAGUUUCCUUAUCAUGGUUCUGUCAUGUUCAAUAGGUGUUUUAAGGAGAAGAGUCGUUUUCGUCUUACAGAUUCCCUUUGAUCAAAUUGAGUGACUACUUUUUGUUGUGAAAUAUUUCUUCCUCUGCAGGUCCAGUGUCCUUGCCUUUGGUGUCCUUGCUAGUUCUGUGUCAGCAAUCUGUAUAUUCUGCUUUCAGGUAGAAUAUGGAGAAUAACUUAUCCACAGAAGGAGAGCAAUCACUCUAAAUGACAUGUCUUUAGUUGGAAAAUAUUUAAAUAAUCAUCUUCAUGAACGCUGGAUUAAGACUUCGUACCCAUCUGUCUCUUCUAAAAACUAUAUAUUUUCCUUAUUUCUACACGAAGAUUACUCAAAUCUAAAGUGGCAAUCUUGCUGAACUGGCGUUAUUCCUCAAGUUUUUCAUCUAUGUUGACCUGCGUCACUGGCAGACAUCCUCAGUGGGCAGUAAUCAAUGCGAGAGCCAUCACUUGGGCCAACGUAUACCGCAGUAGAGAUUCGAAGAUCAGGAGCAGUGUAGUUUUUAAAAAGGAGAAGAAAAACAGUAUAUACAACACACGCUACCUCGCCUGUGAGAGUGAGAAUCAAGGACAAAAGUAUCAUAUUAUCUUAGGGGAAAUAAAUGGUUGAGCUUGAAAAAAUUUCAGAUAUUACCCAGCACCGUUUUCUAGCAUCCACGUCUUCUUCUUUAUAGGAAAAUUUUCACAAGCAGAUGCAACACCUCUUUUCUUUCUCCCACCCUCUUGGCAGACGCCAUCUUCAUUCUUCUAUGUUCAUCUUCACUAUUUAUCUUAUUUUUCUCUUUGAAACUUGACGAAUGAGGUGGUUAAUGUUUUCCUCAGGAGUUUGUGGUACCGGAUCUUUUGACCUUUUUUCUCAUGGUCAUACUCGGUGUAUUGGCAUUCUUUGCUGAGGUGAGCACGCUUCCUAUUAUGCCUGAUUCUUUCUGAUGUUACUUAAUUUUGUUGGGUCUGCUGUGAAGUAUCAACUCUCUGCAAAAUAUCAUCUGAAGAUCAUUGUGGCCCAUUUAAUAACUGGGAUCUUAUGCAGGUUUUCCUAGCUCGUGGACUUCAGCUUGAGAAAAUCAGUAAAGCCACAACGAUUCAAUAUCUGAAGGUUCGUUCAUGUCCAAGUUAUUUUUAUAUGGCUGUUGGUUGGAGUUAUCAUGAUCGACUUUCCAGAUAUACAAUUUUUCAUGGCGUUUAAUGUAAUUUUGUAUAGUUUCUCUCCAUUAAGGUCAUUAUUUUAUGUUGAUGAACAUAGAUGAGCAUAUUUUAUAUGCUUUCUCCUAUUUAAUUUUUUUUCUCUCGAGAUAAUUUUUAUUUUAUUUUUAACGAUUCAUGUUCAUUAAAUAACAUUUCUCAAUGCUGAUUGAUAGAGAUUAAUGUAUGCAUAUACACACAAAUACUCUUCAUUUCCAGCAAUCCCAGAACGAUUUUAUUUCUCUGGAAGAUUUGUGAUAUCUCUCUUCAUACUACAAAAUUCCUGGGCAGAAUUUUAUUUUUGGUCCUUUCCAUUUGCUCUCCUUUCUUUUUUUAGAAAAAAAUAAAUAAAUCUCAGUUAUCAGAGAUGUGAUAGUAAUAUCCGUGGAAUAUUAUGCUCCAUGUUUCAGGUGUUACUGUCACAGAUGUGGGCCAUCUCAUUGUCACGAUCUUCACCGUCCUUCAGUAGAUCGGUUGGGCUGGUGUUUAUUUUCGCAUCAGGUUGCAUCAUUCUCUGUUCCAAAAGGACAGAGAGAGAAACAGAGAUGGGCUCCUAG